GUGUGAGAAGACUCUCCGAUCUCGGGAACUGCAGUUCAACACUGGAAGGAAGUGCUUUGGAGAUCGUGCUGGAACCAGGUUGCGUAAACUAUAGUUCCCAGAAGGCGUCGCGGUUGAGAGCCAAGCUUUUUCACCACUCUGCUCGCCCUCCACGAGUCGUUUCCGCGGUAAAGGUGACCUGUCUCGGUGAGACUGGUUCUGCAGGUGCUGACAUUGUCCGCGUAGUUCUCAACUAUGUUGGAACCACUCAGAGUCCUUGUGACUGGAGCAGCUGGUCAAAUAGCAUAUUCACUGCUGUACAGUAUUGGAAAUGGCUCUGUCUUUGGUAAAGACCAGCCUCUGAUUCUUGUGCUGUUGGAUAUCACCCCCAUGAUGGGGGUCCUGGAAGGGGUCCUUAUGGAACUGCAAGACUGUGCACUUCCUCUCCUGAAAGAUAUCAUCAUAACAGAUAAAGAAGACGUUGCCUUCAAAGACUUGGAUGUAGCCAUUCUCGUGGGUUCCAUGCCAAGAAGGGAUGGCAUGGAGAGGAAAGAUUUACUGAAAGCAAAUGUGAAAAUUUUCAAAGUCCAAGGUGCAGCCUUGGAAAAAUAUGCCAAGAAGACAGUUAAGGUUGUUGUCGUAGGAAACCCAGCCAAUACUAACUGCCUGACAGCAUCAAAGUCUGCUCCAUCCAUCCCCAAGGAGAACUUCAGUUGCUUGACGCGUUUGGAUCAAAACCGAGCUAAAUCUCAAAUUGCUCUUAAACUUGGUGUGACUGCUGAUAAUGUAAAGAAUGUCAUCAUCUGGGGAAACCAUUCCUCAACUCAGUAUCCAGAUGUCAACCAUGCCAAGGUGAAAUUGCAAGGAAAGGAAGUUGGUGUUUAUGAAGCUCUGAAAGAUGACAGCUGGCUUAAGGGAGACUUCAUCACGACUGUGCAGCAGCGUGGCGCUGCCGUCAUCAAGGCUCGGAAACUAUCCAGCGCAAUGUCUGCUGCAAAAGCCAUCUGUGACCACCUCAGAGAUCUCUGGUUUGGAACCCCAGAGGGGGAGUUUGUGUCCAUGGGUGUUAUGUCUGACGGCAACUCCUAUGGCAUUCCUGAUGAUAUGCUCUACUCAUUCCCUGUUGUGAUCAAGAAUAAGACCUGGAAGUUUGUUGAAGGUCUCCCUAUUAAUGAUUUCUCACGUGAGAAAAUGGAUCUUACUGCAAAGGAGCUAGCAGAAGAAAAAGAAACUGCUUUUGAAUUUCUUAGCUCUGCAUGACUAGACAAUCCUUUCAGUGUUACUAAAUGCUCAAAAGCCGAAGAAUCUAAAUGUCGUCUUUGACUCUAGUACCAAAUAAUAAUGCUAUACUUAAAUUAACUGUGAAAAAUAGCACAUUUGAAAGUUGUUUGCUUCUUGAUACAAAUUUGUGACUAUUUAUCAUCAUGGUGUUAGUGCUGCAGUCUAAAUAAAAUUAUAUAUUCAAGUGAAAA
Molecule: messenger RNA, 1451 nt
Organism: Choloepus didactylus (southern two-toed sloth)
Lineage: Eukaryota; Metazoa; Chordata; Mammalia; Pilosa; Megalonychidae
Gene: MDH1
Product: malate dehydrogenase 1
Exons: 9
Coding region: 235-1239 (334 amino acids)
Biological process (GO): tricarboxylic acid cycle; oxaloacetate metabolic process; malate metabolic process
Cellular component (GO): mitochondrion; cytosol
Molecular function (GO): L-malate dehydrogenase (NAD+) activity
Source: RefSeq, a predicted model, not a curated record